Molecule: messenger RNA, 2696 nt
Organism: Aethina tumida (small hive beetle)
Lineage: Eukaryota; Metazoa; Arthropoda; Insecta; Coleoptera; Nitidulidae
Exons: 14
Coding region: 915-2696 (593 amino acids)
Cellular component (GO): cytoplasm
Molecular function (GO): adenylate cyclase activity
Source: RefSeq, a predicted model, not a curated record
UAGACAUAUAUUGAUUAUAGAUUUUUUAGUUUAGCACGAAAGAUAUAAGUAAACAUGAAGCCCUUGAAAGAAAAGCUGAAAAUGAGAAGAUCGUAAGUGUGGCAAUAUUAAACAAGGAUUUUUCACUGGACACCUUGAAUAUUGAAUCAACUAGUGAGGUGAAAAUAAUUCAAACUUUCGAUUCAUUGACAUCGUUUCAACAGUUGAUUCUUAAAGUGAGCUCGGCUCUGCUGCACAACUUUCCUAGAGCUAUGUUGCUGUUUGUUAUGAAUGUAAGCAGCAAAAGGGAAGCUGCAUUAGGUAUAAUGACUCUAUUUGAAAAAUUUGUAUUUUGUUGCGCUUACGGAAACUUUUGGCAAGAAACUGAUAUGCUGCAAAUAAAAGGCCGUAUGAUUGACCCAUACACGAUUACCGACGUUAGAUGCGGUUGCCAAGGACUUAUAAUUAGUGAAUGCUGCAGUGACCUUCCAAAAUAUGCGUCUUGCGGAUAUUUAAGAUUUAGGGACUUAUCUUUCAAAAAUAUAGUUUAUGAACUGCUAACAGAUAAACAGAAAAAGGAAUUUCAUACUCGAGCCAUAAAAUAUUUAGAAAAUGAGACUAAAAGGUGUAAAGCAUGUGGCUUGGGAUACUUUUCCGAUUUAUAUGGAGAAAGGGGACUAACAGUAAAUUGGAAUGGAGAUCUCUAAGAACAAAUUUAAAGGGUCGAAAACUGGCAGAUACCCAUGGGGACUACAUAGAUCUGGAUGUUGAAUUCAAGCAUGAUGACAGCAUUCAUGGUACAAACACUCUUACGAAAGAUUCGGGAAGGAAGGCUACGGCAAUUUUUAUAGCUGACAAUAGAUCUAACAAAACCAUGAGUCGUACAUCAUUGGAAUUAGGCAAUAAUCAAUUUUCAAUUUCAUUAUUGAUUAAACAUGUUUAAUAGUUGUUCAUCUAUAGAAUCAGUAAUGCGAAACUGCUUGUUUGGAUUCCAAACUAUACGAGCAUUAAAAAAGAAAGAAACUUUGGACAGAGACUUUAAUCAAGAGGAUUUUUUGCAAUGUAGUUGUCAAUUAACUUUAUAUUCGGUCUAUGGAGAACUGUUACAGCAUGCCGAAGGAACAGGACACUAUGACAAAAUGCUAAGCGCAACUUUAAAAUAUGCGCAACUAUGCACUGAAUGGAUCAAUAUUUCCGAAGCCAAAAGAGUAAUAGAAAUUACAAUACAACUCUUAGAUAAUCCAGUUUAUACUACCAAAUACGUGCAGUGGAAAUUAAACCAGAAGCGUGGAAAAAUGUUCACUUAUUUGGGAAACAUUGCCAUGAGGUCGGAUUUUCUUGAUGAAGCAUUUAAAAUGUACCUGACAGCUCUAUUUUAUUUCGGUUAUAAAUUUCCUCGAAAUAAAUUGUCCAUUAAAAUAAGCACCUUAAUAAACGAUCUCAAGCAUAAGAAAAGGUAUUUCAUUCAGUCCGGCAUCACCAGGAUUAUCGAAUGCAGAAACGCUAAAUUCCAUGAAGACUUGGCAGAAUGUCUUUUAUCUUUCUCAAAUUUGACCAUGAGAUUGGGCAAAAUCAAAAUGGGAUAUUUGGCGGCUACAUGGGCUUUAAACGAAGCGCUAGUGUCUAACGUAAACUACAUAGUUUUAUGUAAAACGUUUGCCCAGAUGAUUGAGUUGAACUCGCAGAUGGGGAGAAAACAUUUUGUUGUAGCCCUUGAGACGUAUUCAUUGAGAAUGGUACACAUGAAAAGGAUCAUCUCAUUGCCGGAUGAUGUUAAGGCUACAGCAGUACUUUACUCAGCAAUUUUUCUUGGAAGAAUGUUUAGAUCUGAAUUAGAUGUAUCUAGAGACAUAGGAAUAAUGGCGUGGAAAAUGGGACACGGCAAAAAUACUGCUACUCUGAUGGUAAAUGGACUGCCACUUCUUAUGAUAAAUACACUCUAUCGAAAGCUGCUCGACGAAACUCGCACCGUGUUACAAGAAAUGGAUAUUUUCGCUAGAGAAGAUAAAGAUAUAACAGGAACUUUGAACUAUUUUUCGCUUUGCAUAGUGUUACAACUCGAAACUGGAUAUGUGUUUGAAUCGUUUGCAAGUGUUCGAAGAUUUCUUAAGUCGCAAGCCUUUGAUACGGGUAAUCCAAGAGAAUUAGGGAGCAGAACACGAUUACUUAUUAUUGCUUGGCUUUGGUUUGUGAGAAACAAUCAGUGGGAGAUGGCAAACUUUUGGGAAUUCUCUAUUUCAAAAUUGAAAUUAAAUAGGAGAAACGAAAAUCUCAUUAACUUAAUUUGGAGUCUUUAUAUUUUGGAAGGUCAAAUAAUGAUUUUGGUGAGUGAAAUUGAAAAAAGGAAUAUUGUUGGUACUAUGAGAAUGUAUAAGAAAAUUGAUGCUUAUAUUGCAAAGAUCGAUUCGUGCCGGGAAAUUGCACCAAUUAUCAUUCCUAGGUUAACACAUCUUAAGGCAUAUUACAGAUUGGUGAAGACUAAUGAUUAUGUAGAGUGUUUAAACGAAUUGCAAAAGGCCAAGAAGUACGCUUUAAAAUUUAAUAAUAUAUUGGAACACACUUGGAUAGAACACUCAGAAAAGGUUUGGAAAAAUGAAUUGGCCAAGGAAGAAAUGGAUUAUUGGAAAAACCAUUCAGAAUUUGAUACUAUAGAUAUUUCACAUUUAGACGUGGAUGAUACGAAACCAUUCUCUUUACCUCUUCCUGAUUUGGUUUAA